Messenger RNA from Saprolegnia diclina VS20, 838 nucleotides. RefSeq lists its product as hypothetical. The transcript is spliced from 6 exons. Lineage: Eukaryota; Oomycota; Saprolegniomycetes; Saprolegniales; Saprolegniaceae. The record is from RefSeq and is a predicted model, not a curated record. Bases 36 to 791 code for a protein of 251 amino acids.
ACAGACCGCACAACGUUAUUUGGAUUGGCAACGACAUGAGCACGGACCUCAACUCGUCGGCCAUCGAGGACGACCGCGAUAAGUUCAUUGCGUUGGCCGCCUCCACUCACGGUAGUCGCAACCGUGGCAGCCCCUCGCAUGCACCACUUCUCGGCGAGGACGCGGACGUCAACAAGUACGAAGUUGCGUUUUUUGAUGAGGACGACAACGCCGACGUCGACAACGACCUCGCGUCGGCGCUCGCCGUAUUCGAGAUGGACCAGCCCGACAACUCGACGACCUUGCUCGGCGCGCUCGAUGGAAGCUUUGGAAAACGUUUGAACCCGCCCGGUCGGGAUGCGCUCGAACGUUGGCUCAGUCGCUUUUGCCCCGUCUGGGCCGAGGCGUCCACUACGACGAGCAUUGUCAUGGCGACUGCCACCGUGCUACUCCUUCGUCUCGUCUUGCCCUUCCCACGACCCGAGACUAGCAAGCCCCGUCUCAAGCGUGCUGACGACGGCAAGAUUCGACUCUCCUGGCCCGUCCCGGACAUCGAGGCGACCGGCCUCUUGACAGAACGCUUGAGGAGCGCCGUGCGCGUCGGCAAGUCACCUGCGGCCAACCCGCUCCCCAAUCGCUUUCCUCUUCGGCUCUUUGUGAGCCUUCCUGGAAAAGCGCGCGAGUUCGUCGACGCAGGGUCGCUGGCCCUCGUGGAGCUACCCGUGUCGACCCAAACGCCGCGCAUAUUCACGCUCGAGCUCAUCCAUGGCCAGCAACUGCCGCAGGCCAUCACCGACGCCAUGGUCGAGUAGGACACCGAGACGUAGCAUUUUGAAUGCAUGCAGUGUUGCGUAUUGCG